This is a messenger RNA of Maniola jurtina (meadow brown), 2387 nucleotides long. RefSeq names its product rap1 GTPase-GDP dissociation stimulator 1-B (gene vimar). Gene Ontology annotation, molecular function: guanyl-nucleotide exchange factor activity; protein binding. The transcript is spliced from 9 exons. Gene Ontology annotation, biological process: positive regulation of GTPase activity. Bases 123 to 2081 code for a protein of 652 amino acids. NCBI's taxonomy places the organism in Eukaryota, Metazoa, Arthropoda, Insecta, Lepidoptera, Nymphalidae. The record is from RefSeq and is a predicted model, not a curated record. Gene Ontology annotation, cellular component: cytosol.
AAUUUCAUUGAUUUUAAAUAUUCUAAAAAUAAAAUGAUGUGUGAAGUUUUAUUGUAGUGCAAUAUUCUAGGAAGCCAUUCUGGUUUUGAUCUUCGUGAUAAUUGUUGUGCGACUAUCUCUUGAUGCUUAUCAACAUGGAUGGCCCUUCUGCAAAGAAAUCUACUUCUUUCGAGACGUUGGUCAUACAAAACAUUGAAAAUGUGUGCGAUCUAAAGGCGAAAUUGAAUGAAAUCAUUUCGUCGGGUAAAAGUUAUGAAUACGACGUCUCUUCGUGUCUCAAAGCUUUACUGAAGAACAACGACCAAAUUAUAGUGUUACUGACUGUACAAGCGAUAUCGGAGCUCGCAAAAUGUGAGAUAAAACGCGAAUUUUAUGCUGAAAAAGAUGUAAUUGUACCUAUUUUAUCAUUGUUAAACAAGGAGCUAUCUUUGGAAAAGAUAGAAGUAUAUAAGCAAUGCUGCAGAGCCCUGGGGAAUCUGUGCUGUGACUGUGAUACCGCUAGGAAAAUAAUACUCCAACACAAUGGUGUUGAAACACUGAAUAAUGUAUUAGGAAUAUCUAUAAGAGAUAAAAAGUUGCCUUUAGGUGCAAUAAAGCUUUUUGCUUGUAAAACCUUGUUGAAUUAUGCUAUUGGAGGGCUUGAAUUCUCUGAAUCUUUAGUCAAAGGUGGUGUCAUAGACACUAUAAGACAGAUAUUAUCUAUGGAAGCGGAGCGAGAGUUGAUGGAAGAUGACUUGGUAUCUACAGUCUUGUUGAUACUGAGUGUGGUGAAUGACAAUGACCCAGAGUUCUUGUAUGAAGAGCAGGUCAAUCUUGCUGUGUUCCAAGUUUUGAAGGAGACAACCAAUGUUGAGGUGUCAGAGCUGUGUUUUGAGCAUUUGCAUACUCAGGCAGAACAUGAUUCAGUCAAAACCCUGUUAGCCAAAGAAGGCAGGGUGAAGCUUGUGUGUCUGCGCAUAGAGCAGCUCCUGCAGAAGCAUGAGGCAGGCAACAUGAAUAUGGAGGACAGUGAGAUAGACACUGUCAUGAAGCAUGCGUGUGACUUGAUCAUUAUAGUUCUCACUGGGGAUGAAGCCAUGGAUAUCCUGUACGCGCAUGGCAAAGGGGAGGUGUACAGAACUAUGGUGCGUUGGCUGGACUCCACCAACUACCAGCUGCUGGCCACGGCAGUGCUGGCUGUGGGCAACUUUGCGCGUCGCGACCAACACUGCGCACAUAUGAUGAACGAUCACAUCUUUGACAAGUUACUUGACAUUUUCGAACAGUACUACAGCUACAGCAUACCCCAAAGCGAGAAACCCCACAGUCCAGACAAAGCUACGGUGACCAAAGUCCAGCAUGCAGCAUUGUCAGCCCUGCGGAACCUCACCGUCCCUGUGGCCAAUAAGAGGCUUGCUGCUGAACAGGGCAGGGCCGCGCCGAUGCUGAUCAGCGCUCUGCCCAAUGUGGAAGACCAGCAUGUGGCUUACAAGCUGUUGGCAGCAGUGCGGAUGUUGGUCGACGGACAGGAGGAAGUGGCGAAACAAGUGGCGUGCAAUGUGGCCGCGUUGCGUGGCGUGGCUAAAUGGGGGGGUGCAGGGGGUGCGGGCGCGGCGGCCGAGGCUCCCCGGCUACUGGCGUGGACGGUGCGCCUGAUACCCCGGGACGCGCUGCUGCGGAAUCUGUUACUGGCGGAAGGCUGCGUGUCCUGUCUCGUCAACAUGCUAGUGGCAUCUCACUCUGUCAUGCAGAACGAGGCUAUUCUCGCUCUCACUCUAUUAGCAGUUGCGCCGCUAAACGACGCAAGCCCCACCAAAGACCGAUCUGAAGUGGACUUUAACGCCCAGCUAAUAAAGUCCGAAAUCGGUAAGCACAUAUCCGUACUUAUCGAUACGAACUGUUCGAAAAUGCCUACACAAGUCGCUGAGAACUUGAUAACAUUCCUCGAUAUAACUUCAAAGGACAAUACUAUAGUUUCUGACUACAAAGAUGCCAAAGUAAACGUUUCCUUGCAGAAAUUCGUCGAGUCUAGAAACGAUCUGAGCGAUGAUAUGAAAGCGUGUGUUAGUAAAAUUAUAAAGGUUGUAUCGGAUAAGGAAUGAAAGGAGUUGGAACGUACUUUUUGAGUUCCGAUUCAAAGCUGCCGAAGGGUUGACAGUGAGUUCAAAGAUUUACUGAAGCAAAACUUCUUUAGGCGCGAUUUGACAGUAAUUCAGAUAUCUUUUCGAACCCAAGUAACGUCAAAGAAGUUUUACUUCAUCCCUGCGUUACACGAGCUAUUCUUAUUGUUUCAGUGCUAUCCUUUUCUGCAUGGAACAUUGUGAAAAAGAUAGCACUACUUUUUGAAACGGUUAGUUUUUAUAAUGGAUUUCAAUCCUUUGUUGUUAAAUUUUUUUGCAAAUGUAAAA